Dreissena polymorpha is the source of this 1178-nucleotide messenger RNA. Its product is annotated as lipopolysaccharide-binding protein-like. NCBI's taxonomy places the organism in Eukaryota, Metazoa, Mollusca, Bivalvia, Myida, Dreissenidae. Gene Ontology annotation, molecular function: lipid binding. The record is from RefSeq and is a predicted model, not a curated record. Bases 96 to 1178 code for a protein of 360 amino acids. The transcript has 12 exons.
UGAAGGGAUCUUUCGAAUGCCAUAAAGGAAAAAUCAAAGGUAGUGGACAUGUCUCUGCCGAUAUUUCCGGUGUCGGCUUUGAUUUGUCCAUUGAUAUGGGUGUUGACUCCACUGGUCGUCCCAGGGUCUCGGCUGGAACGUGCACCAGUAGCGUCGGUUCGGUAAACAUCCGUUUCCACGGCAAAAUCUUAGCGAAGAUUCUCAACCUCCUCAAGGGAAAGGUCGAGGACACUAUCCGGCACACGCUUCGUACCAAGGCGACAUAUAUGGAAACCUUCCAUAAGGGUGAGAUCUAUUGGAAAACCACGCCCUCCACGGAGGCCCCCUUCACCGCCCCUUCUAUGCCCGAGAAUAGAGACACUGACCGGAUGUUGUACUUUUAUAUCUCGGACUACAUGUUUAACACGUUGUUCUUUGCGGCCCAAAGCAACAGAUACCUGCAGCUCAACAUCACUGCGUCUGACCUGCCCGCUAGUGCUCGGGGUGUCCUCAACACGACCUGUGCAGGCGUCAUACCAACAUGUAUCGGUGGCCUCAUCCCUGCGAUCGGUCAAAAGUAUCCAAACAGUAUUGUAGAUCUGCGCUUGUUCAAUGGUGUCGCUCCUGUCAUGGACGUCACUUCCGCCGGUGUUGGUGUAAAUACCUCAGGAGCAAUCGAUCUCAACGUGCAUAAGCCGGGUACGAACAAAGGGGAAGUGUUUCUCGUCUCAUUCAGUGCGAAUAUGACCUUUCGAUCAGACGUUUUGAUGAACGGCUCGGUCAUACAUGCCAGGAUCACUUAUUUGAACUGGAAUCUUAAAACUGUUCGUUCGGAAGUUGGCCCUGUUGAUGAUAAAUUCAUCGACUUUCUGAUCAAAUAUGCUCUCGACGUGUUCCUGAUACCCAAAUUGAACGACUACGCUUCAAAGGGGAUACCUCUUCCAAUUGGAAAAGAGGUUUCAUUGAAAAAUGCAUCCGUCGUGCUUGCUAAGGAUACCAUCGUUAUCGCCACUGACGUCGCGUACACACCGUCGGUUCAACGGGAUGUCGAUGGAGCGUUGAAAUUCGUGCCAUACGACUCAAUGUCAAGAUCGAUAACAAAAACAUCGGUGACGUCAAGACCGGCAACGACAACAUCGACGACGUCACCAUCGGUGACGACAACAUCAGCGCUAUCAGAGUUUAAGUUAGAUUGGUGA